UCGAAUACCUCUGACUCGGGGAAACCAAACACAAAACGGCCCAACCCCCAGACCAAUCGGACCUCAGGCACCUUGAGGACAAUAGUACCGAUCGACGCACAGUAUAGGCUUCCGAAAAGAAAAGAACGCACACCCAACCCAGCCCCACCGGACCACACCACCCCCAUCGAGGACGAAGCCGCCCCACGUAGCUCUUGCUCCCCGGACUGUUGAAGAGGACAUGGCUUCUCUUGUGCUCCGAUCCGCCGGCCGCUUGCUCCGGCGACCCCUCUCCGAUUAUGCUGGGAAGAUCCGACCCAACAAGCAUUCUUGCUCAAAAUUCAGUACGGGACACGGAAAACAUAUCAAGGAAGAACCCAUCAGGACCGGCCCGAGCAUUAUGAUGAAACUGGAUGAGCGCGACCGUAUCCUGUCUGAAGCUCACAAAGACAUUAAAGCAAUGCUAAAACAAGCAAGGGAUAAUGAAGCAUGGGACAAGCUACUGAAAAAAUUGUUAUUACCUUCAUCCAUUCUUGCCGCCCUUGCCUUUUGGAAGACAGGACAGCAAAUGCCUGUGGAAAAUAUACCUCCAAAUUAAUGCAUGUAUUCAUGUGUCCUUGGUGUUAUGACUUUUAUUUUUUGCUUGUACUGAAACAUGUCAUGGACCUGAGUUGUAAAUGUGCUGUGUUGGAAACUAGGCUGUGGGCUUGUUGAAAUACUAACUGUAAUGUAAUCAAGUCUUUGUUCUUGGCUACCUCUUUGA
Triticum aestivum (bread wheat) is the source of this 742-nucleotide messenger RNA. RefSeq lists its product as uncharacterized. Bases 221 to 577 code for a protein of 118 amino acids. NCBI's taxonomy places the organism in Eukaryota, Viridiplantae, Streptophyta, Magnoliopsida, Poales, Poaceae. The transcript has 3 exons. The record is from RefSeq and is a predicted model, not a curated record.